UGUGUGGCGCACACCAGCGAGCUAGUUACGGCAAGCAGGCAAAACACCAUGAGCGCUUCCGUGUCGAGACACUUCGUGGCUGAGAAGGUUAAGGCUCUGUGUGUGGUGAGCGAUGUCCGGUAUGCGUCCGAGACGCUUCAAGAGGAGUAUGAGCUACUUCCUUUGGUAGCGACUGGUGGAUGGGACAACGAGACCAACCACGUAUCGCUACAUCUGCCUGUUCGACCAACCCGUGACGAAAGGGAGCUCCGCAGGGAAUUUGGACGUGGAGAAGGUGAUGCGCGUCCGUGCGAGUUGAGCACACUGGCCGAAGUGGAGCACGAGGGAGAUGUAAAUGCUCUGCAGUUCGUGUCGACCAGGGGCGAGAACUUGCUGAUCAGUGCGUCCUCGGCGGGCGGCAUCUUCGCCUUCCGUGUGUCUUCCAGUGCUGGAGACGACGGUGCAUCCAUGACCGACGGAGACUCUGCCAAACCGCUGGAUGCGUUUUCUGUGCCACAGUGGGAGCAGGUUUUUGCCGGCACUGCAGCAACGUGUGUGGAGGUCAGCGAGAACAGAACGAGUCUCGUGACUGCCAGCGCCGGUGGAGCUUUGGCAUGGCUCAAGCUGGAUGAUGCUGUGAGCAUCGAGAAGAUUGAGAACAAGGACACGAGCAGACUUCCGAUUAACGCAGUGAAGUUUUUGGGACGUGACUCUGUCGUUGCCACUGCUGGCUCGACACCUGGAAGCCAGCUUCGCGUCUGGGAUCUUUCGGUGAACAAUCAGUUCCCUGUCACGACCUGCGGCGCCCCCAGCACGAGAAGCAUUUUAACAACAUUAGAGACGCACCCAACACGACCUGAACUGCUGAUCACUGGCGCUGACGACGGCAGCAUCAGCUUCUGGGAUCGGCGUAAAUUUGACGCACCGUUCCGCACCGAGGGAUACCACCAACGUGCCGUUCGAGCGCUGAAGCUGCACUCUGCAUCUCCUCGGUAUCUUUUCACUGGUGGCGACGAUGCCGUGGUCAACUGCUGGAACUUCCACCACGGUCGCAACCCUCGCGACCCGGUCGAGUAUGAGCGUUACAGUGAAUCUUCAGGUAGCCAGAUCUCGACCCCGUUCGGCUCGCUAGGAGCGUCUUCUUCCAACGGCUUCUCUAAGGGGCUGGGUGGCCUUCAGGUACAGCCGAUCGUCUCUGGAUCUCUGCCGUGGAACGCCCUGGCAGUUCAUGCAGAGUCCGACACUCUCGUCGCAGGCUCCGACGCGCAAUCGGUGAUGAUCGUACAGCAGGUGUCAAAAUGGAAGCAGUAGAUGUACUGAAAAAGACAAAUAAAUGCCUCUAUCCUCUCUUACAACGAACGGUGCAAGCUAUGGGGUUACUUUCGGCCAAUUCACACCAAGUAAGAAUCAAAACUCACACGGACGAGUAGAUAUGCGGUGGCAGUUGGAGCUUCGGAGCAAUGCUGUCCAACAUGUCGGAGUUCUGCAGAUACACGACCUGGUUGUAGAAUCCACCACCAUCACAGUAUCCCUUGGACAGCAGUAACUGGAUCUUUAAGCUGAAGGAUGGCUCCAACACGUAGAAAAAGCGAAGAGCCGAAGUGGUCUCUUUGUUAUGCAGAGGUUGAUCACUUGAAGCGUGGCAUGCUGCCACUGCAGCGAACACACGAAAGAGUCGCUUGAGCCAAGCAGUGGACGGCUGGUUAUCGUUUGUCACGUCCGAGUGCACGUAAAGCAUGCUAAAUUGCGAGAUACUUGCCGUGAGAGCCGCACGUUGCGUGUCAAGAGUCAAGAGAACAAAAAGAAGUACACGCUCCAUGUCCAGUUCGUCCACGCGUAACUUUCCAGCAAGGUAGACGACUACAGGCAGCCCCGCGAGAUCCACGCCACCACAGUAACAGAAUCCGAGGCUCUGUAGGUCCGAAAAAUCUUCCUUUCUCGCGCGUUGAAGUGCAGCGACAUAGUCCCAUUCAUUAGUGCUAGCAGUAGCUUUCUCAAGGCGCUUCUGCUCCUCGAUUGCAACCUCCGCUGCUCGACGCUGCCGUUCCUCCUGCAUCUGCUGCAGUCUUCCUAAGCGCUCCGCGUCUGGAUCAGCUAGCAUCGUCCGAAACGCCUGGAAAUCGCUUUCUGCUUCUUCGUUUGUGAGAGCUGUAGUGACAUCGUCAAAUAGUGCGCAGUGUUGUGGUGGUAGGUUCUCUUUGUGAAAGUACUCAAACUCGUGCUGGUUGCUGUGUUGUUCAGGAUCAAAUGACGAGCUACUGAGGUUGCC
Phytophthora nicotianae INRA-310 is the source of this 2248-nucleotide messenger RNA. RefSeq lists its product as hypothetical. The record is from RefSeq and is a predicted model, not a curated record. Lineage: Eukaryota; Oomycota; Peronosporomycetes; Peronosporales; Peronosporaceae. Gene Ontology annotation, molecular function: protein binding. The transcript is spliced from 6 exons. Gene Ontology annotation, cellular component: nuclear pore outer ring. Bases 49 to 1290 code for a protein of 413 amino acids.